AUGAGUAAGAUAACUUUCUACGAGGACAGCAACUUCCAGGGGCGCUCUUAUGAGUGCGAUGCAGACUGCGCUGACAUGCACCCCCAUUUCAGCCGCUGUAACUCCAUCAAGGUAGAUAGCGGCUGCUGGGUGCUGUACGAGCGUCCCAACUACACAGGCUAUCAGUACGUGCUGACCAGAGGGGAGUACCCAGAGUACCAGCACUGGAUGGGAUACAAUGACAGCAUCCGCUCCUGCCGUACCUUCUCCUAUACUAGCGGAGGCCCAUACCGCAUGCGCAUCUAUGAACGCCCCAACUUCCAGGGCCAGACGAUGGAGUUCGCCGAGGACUGUGAGUCUGUCCAGGAACGCUUCCGCAGCCGUGAUGUCUACUCCUGUAACGUUCUGGAGGGCUACUGGACCCUCUACGAACACCCCAACUACCGCGGCCGCCAGUACUUCAUGAGGCCUGGAGAGUACAGGAAGUUUAGUGACUGGGGCGCCACAUGUGCCACCACCGGCUCCUUCCGUAGGAUCACCGAGUUUUAGAUAAGAACACCUUCUCUGCCUCCCUAAACGCAGCUCGUCUCUAGUUGGCACUGGCUUGUCAAUAGAAGAGUAUGCCUAUUCUAACACACAGGACUGUGUCAAUAUAUUUUAUGAAUUUGAAAUAGAU
Molecule: messenger RNA, 655 nt
Organism: Oncorhynchus mykiss (rainbow trout)
Lineage: Eukaryota; Metazoa; Chordata; Actinopteri; Salmoniformes; Salmonidae
Source: RefSeq, a predicted model, not a curated record